Messenger RNA from Aspergillus nidulans FGSC A4, 2454 nucleotides. Its product is annotated as ABC-F family ATP-binding cassette domain-containing protein. Gene Ontology annotation, molecular function: ATP hydrolysis activity; ATP binding; nucleotide binding. The transcript has 7 exons. The record is from RefSeq and is a predicted model, not a curated record. Lineage: Eukaryota; Fungi; Ascomycota; Eurotiomycetes; Eurotiales; Aspergillaceae. Gene Ontology annotation, cellular component: membrane. The coding region runs from base 163 to 2397 and encodes 744 amino acids.
GUAAACACCAAUAACCAAAUUUAUGUACAACGGUGCUCAAUAACAAAGCACCUGCAUCCAGUGGAUAUACUCCCCUCGUUGAUAUUGGGACCACGGAAAUCUACGCUGCUCUAAGCGUCGAAGCAGUCCAUACACUUUCAAAUUGAGUUCUCGAAGUUCGUUAUGACACAUUCAAUCAUUGCAACCUGCAAACAGACUCGGUUUCAUAUUGAUGACAAACCAUCCCGAGAGGUUGAUAUAGAGGGCCUUACAGUCGCAGUAUCUUCAGUGCCGGAGUCUGUGGAAGAUCCCUCAAGAACAAAAGCAAAGGGGAAAUCGAAGUCUAAGGCCGAAGCAAGAGAGCUCAUUUCUGAUGCGCACUUGCGACUCAAAGCCGGCGUGCAUUAUGGGCUGAUAGGUCGCAAUGGCACUGGAAAAUCGACGUUGUUGCGGGCCGUGGCCGAUAAACUGGUACCGGGCAUACCGCAUUCAACCCGAAUAGCCAUUCUGCAGCAGACAGAUACUGCUAGUGAAGACGGUUAUGCGCCCUUCUAUGAUAGAACUGAAGAUCAAGGAGCAAGUGAGGGAAAGUUCGUUCUGGACUAUGUCAUGAGCAGUGACCAGUUCAGGAACGAAGUCACUCGGAAGAUGAACUUUUUGUCAAAAUGUUUCGAGACGGAAGACCCGCUAGAGCCUGUGAGGGGGAUUCGAAGGAUUCGCCACGAAGAUACCGAGAAGCAGCUGUUCCUGGCCCGGAAAAAUGCCAGUCUAAGAAGUGGUGCAAGGGGACUGCAAGCGCGAAAAGAGCUGAAAGCCGUCGAAGCAAGAUUCGAGCUUUCGAGAGAGCUUCUCGAGCAGGCGAAAGAGGAUAUUGAUGCCGAAAUCAUAAAGCAAGAGACCCAAGCAGCGAUAGAAACAUUGCAAGAUCUGCAAUCCCAAUUUGAAGCAAUGAAGCUUGUCGACAUAGAGCAGCAGGCUAGCCAAAUUCUAACUGGAUUAGGAUUCAAAGAGGAUGCCUUGAGCAAACCAUUCUCGACAUUGUCGGGUGGCUGGCGUAUGCGGUGCAUGCUGGCGAGCGUCCUGAUUCAGAACCCUGACAUCAUGAUCCUGGAUGAGCCAACCAAUUUUCUAGACCUAUUAGGAGUGAUCUGGCUGGAAGAAUAUCUGAAGCAGCUCAGAGAUUCAACACAGACGACCGUCGUCGUUGUCUCCCACGAUAGGGACUUUGUAAAUGCUGUCUGCGAAGAAAUUGUCAUCCUUCGAGACCAAAAGCUCACUUAUUUUAAAGGGAACCUGUCCGCAUAUGAACAGGAUUUUGAAGAACAGAAACUAUACUGGGGCCGCAUGAAAGAAGCACAGGAGCGCCAGAUAGCCCAUAUGGAAGCAACCGUCCGUGAGGGCAUUAAAGUUGGGAAGAAAACCAACGACGAAAACAAGCUCCGCAUGGCCAAGUCGCGACAGAAGAAGCUCGACAAUAGAAUGGGUGUCCAGGUUAACGCACGCGGAGGGAGGUUCAAGCUGAACCGAGAUCUAGCUGGCUGGCACUCAAGUGCUCGGGCGGAGAUUGAAGUGCCGCAGGAUGAAAAGGGAGCUCUGAUUGCCUUGCCUGACCCUCCCGAGCUGCGAUUUCCCGGCCCGCUUAUAUCACUAGAGGGGAUCACCUUCAAGUAUAAAACUGAUGCAUCCCCAGUGUUGAAGGGAGUUGAUCUUGUGAUGCACUUGGGAGAUCGCGUGGGUCUCAUGGGCCUUAACGGGUGUGGAAAAUCAACUCUGAUCCGUCUGGUGGCCGGCAUCUCCGUGCCGACUCAGGGAAAAGUCUCCUCGCACUCGCGGCUAAGAAUGGGGUACUACGCCCAGCAUUCUAUUGAGGAGCUGAAAACCAGGGGGCUGGGAGACCCUAGCCUGACGGCGUUAGGGCUGAUGACAAAGGACGUGGAUGGCUCACUCAAUGAAGGCCAGUUGCGAGGGUUGUUAUCGUCUCUAGGUCUCCAGGGGAAGAUAGUCUCCGACGUUCCGAUUCUUCGACUCUCUGGAGGACAGCUUGUUCGUCUGGCCUUGGCGAGAAUCAUCUGGAACGCACCGCAUCUACUCGUCCUCGACGAGAUUACCACCCAUCUCGACUACCAUACAGUCACGGCCCUCGCAACCGUAUUGUCCACUUUCAAAGGUGCAAUACUGCUCGUUUCCCACGAUCGAUUCAUGGUUCGAGCUGUGAUUGAAGGAAAACGCGACCUAGACCACAAACUAGACGAUGACUUUGAAGGCGUCGAAGAGGAGUCAGAUAUGGAGCUACCACGGCGGCGAGUCGUCUACGUGAUGAAAGCUGGUACUAUGACGGUUCAGGAUGAUGGCGUGGAGCAAUUCGAGAAGAGUCUGGUAAAGAGAGUGCAGAAGAUGUUGCAUUCAGCUCGAGUUUAAACCUUCCAAGAUUCAGUGCGUCCUGAUCAAAUCGAGGUCCAGGAAUGCACAAAGCCU